AGCCCCCAGCCGGGGAGGGCUGGCAUGUCCCAGCCCUGUGGAUGCUGCCCUGGCCGCAGAGUGGGACCAGAUCCUGCGCCUCGCCUCGGCAUCGCCCUUGCUGGAGCCCCUCCGUGAGAAAGGUCCCGGAUCUUUCACCGCCUCCUGAGGAAUCAGAAACUUGCGGAGCCGCCGGGGAUCAGUCGGGGCUGGGGGGAUUCAGGACCCCCCCCGCCUGUGCUGCUGGUCGGCCCCUGGAAUUGGGGAUUCUCCUGCCUACGCUGCUGGUCACCCCCUGGAAUUUGGGAUCCCCCUGCCAACGCUGCUGGUCACCCCCACGGCCGCAGGUGGUGAGGAUGGGGCUCACCGGCACGGCCAGCCAGGCUGUCCUCAGGAGAGGCAGUGGGAGGCAGUGGAGCUGGCCUCGGCACCGGGAGAGGCUGGACUUCCCGUCUCUCUGUGCUGAAUGGCUGCGAUGGCGCCCGCUCUCACUGACGCAGCAGCUGAAGCUCACCACAUCCGAUUCAAGCUGGCUCCCCCGUCCUCCACCUUGUCGCCUGGCAGUGCCGAGAGCAACGGCAACGCCAACAACAUCCUCCUGGCUGCCAACGGCACCAAAAGGAAAGCCAUUGCUCCGGAGGAUCCCAGUUUAGAUUUCCGAAACAACCCUACGAAGGAAGAGCUGGGCAAGCUGCAGCCGCUAGUGGCCUCUUAUCUCUGCUCGGAUGUAACAUCUGUUUCUUCAAAAGAGCCUCUGAAGCUGCAAGGAGUCUUCAACAAGCAGACAGUCCUUAAAUCUCACUCUCUAUUAUCUCAGUCCUUCUUGAAAACAAGUGAUCUGUUGGGGAGGCAACCGGUGUUGGAAUUUACUUUGGAGAAUCUAAAAACAAUGAGUACUAAUAGCCAGCCACCUCUCCCGCAAGCGCCUGUAAACGGCUUGGCCAAGAAAUUGGCCAAAAGUACCAAUUCAGACCAUGAAAAUUCUAGUGCUCUGAAUGGUGGGAAGUGUGCUCCUCCUGCUGCUGCCCUCCAGGGCGUUGACUAUAACGCAGGGGGUUCCGAAUUAGGGGAUUUGAAGACCGGGUUGACCAAUUGCACUCUUCCACAUAGAAGCCUUGAUGCAGAGCACAUGACUCCGUUUAGCAAUAAUAGCACUGCAAACAAAUCUUCCCUUAAUUCCAUGGAGCAGCAGCGGGUGCUCGAGGGUGGCAGUGGAGAGCCCAGGUUGCCUGGUGCUGCUGGUCACUCGGACUUCGGGAGCGGUAAGUCGGAGGAGCAGAAGCCUUCUCUGUUGGCCAGUCACCACAGUGCUCUUGACUCCGAGAUGAGGACGAGGGCAUUGCUGCGACGGCAGGCAGACAUCGAGAGCCGGGCUCGCAGGCUGCAGAAACGCUUGCAAGUGGUGCAGGCGAAGCAGGUGGAGAGACACAUCCAGCAGCAGUUGGGUGGCUUCUUGGAGAAAACUCUGAGCAAGCUUCCAACUUUGGACCCCCUGAGGCAUCGGAGCCAGUUGAUGUUGACCAGAAAAGCAGAAGCAGCUUUGAGGAGAGCUGCGAGCGAGACAGUUACUUCAGAAGGCCUAAGCAGCUUCUUGAAGAGCGAUUCGAUAUCGGAAGAACUGGAGAGAUUCACGGCCAGUGGUAUGGCCAACUUGAGAUCCAGCGAACAAGCGUUUGACUCGGAUGUCACUGACAGCAGCUCGGGAGGAGAGUCUGACGUUGAAGAGGAGGAACUGACCAAAGCAGACCCAGAACAACCCCACGUACCACUGAGACGAAGGGCAGAGUGGAGAUGGGCAGCAGACCGUGCAGCCAUCGUCAGUCGCUGGAAUUGGCUCCAAGCCCACGUCUCGGACCUGGAAUACCGAAUCCGGCAGCAAACGGAUAUUUACAAGCAGAUUAGAGCCAACAAGGGGCUGAUAGUUCUCGGUGAAGCAUCACCCCCCGAUCCUGCAGUAGAUGAUGCGUCCCGUCCCGUUAGUGCUGAAGUGAAGCUGGAGCCCGGGGCUGACCGGCUGAGUGUUUCUGGAUCCCAGCCACUAGAGAACUUGGGGAUUUCUGCUUCAAGUACUCCUGAAUCCCAUCCCGCCAAGCCCUGUGGAGCACCAAGACCUGUCAAUGGAGUUAUUAACACUCUUCAGCCUGGCCUGGCAGAACACGCUCAGGGAGAUGGCCAGGAAGCUGAGGAGCUCUUGCAUAAAAAGCAACGACUGAACAUGGUUUCUUCAUCUUCUGAUGGAACGUGUGUAGCAGCUCGCACUCGCCCAGUACUGAGCUGUAAGAAGCGACGGCUUGUUCGACCUAGCAGCAUUAUGCCCCUUUCCAAAAAGGUCCACCGUAACAGCCUGGUGCGAUGUAGCUGCGAUGUGAACCCCUCGUGCGCUCUGUGCGGCACCCGAAGCUCGACGACUCUGGAAAUCCAGUACGAUGCCCCGCUGCUGGAGCGCCUCUCCCAGCUGGACUCCUGCAUCCAUCCUGUUCUAUCAUUCCCAGAUGACGUGCCGACAAGCCUGCACUUCCAGAGCAUGUUGAAAUCUCAGUGGCAGAACAAACCCUACGAGAAAAUCAAAGCUCCCAAAAAGCUCUCGCUCAAGCACAGAGCCCCCAUGCCUACCAGCAGCCUGCCCGACCCUAUUCGCAAGGACCGCCACAAGCUGGUGAACUCGUUCUUCACUGCAGCCAGUAAGUGUCCUCUCCUCGUCCCCGCCGCGUGCAGAAACAUCGCCCCGGUCUUGUACCCAAAAGCAGUGCAGUCUGGGAGGAGAGAGGAGGAUGCCCUUCAAACUGAGCCCUCGGGGAUGAGGCCAGGGCUGAAGGUGAAACGUGUGCAGGAUGGUGAGGUGGUCCCGGUUCGUAGGGACCCCUCCUCGCCCAGCCCGAGGCUGUGCUCACGCAGCUCUCCCGGCGCGGGCAGUGCCACCGCUCAGCUCAGCGCGGCUGCCCGGGGCCGGGAUGGCGUUGAGCCCGACCCGGCUGGAUUCACGGAGCUGCUACGUCCUGCCCAAGCCUCCUGUGCCGACAGAAAGAGAGGUGAAAACAGGCGUUUCAUAGCUCUUUCUCUGUUCCCCUCCUCAGAGCGCUCACAUCAAAAAAUCCAACCAGACAAGGCACACAGGCCGGCUUUAGACGAUUUUACGGCCGUGUCCAAGGCCGAGAGAGCGCCAGAGCGCUCGCUUGUCCAGCCUCCUGCCUAUGACAAAAAGCGAUUGCGAGACUGCUCAUCUGAGAGGAGUGAAGUGUUGAAGCAUCAUGCGGACGUCGGUGGCCCGAGCUACUUGUCGGCGGCUGCGACCCCUGCCCCUCACAGCCCUAUAGCACGGCAACUGUCCACCUCCUCGGAAGGCUCUGCCCCUGCCAGUACGAGCUCACAGGGCACCUCCAACGCAGCCCAGCCAAGGAGGAGGAGAGGGGAGAGCUCCUUCGAUAUUAACAACAUUGUCAUCCCGAUGUCUGUCGCUGCAACAACGCGUGUGGAGAAGCUGCAGUACAAAGAGAUCCUCACACCCAGCUGGCGUGAAGUGGAUAUCGGCACUCUGAAGGCGAGCCCUGAUGAAGACAACGAGGAGAUCGAGGACUUGUCUGAUUCGGCCUUCGCUGCUCGGCAUGGCAAAUGCGAAGAGAUGGAGCGGGCCCGGUGGCUUUGGAGCACGAGCAUGCCCCCGCAGCGGCGGGGCAGCAGGUCCUACAGAUCGACAGACGGACGGACGACCCCCCAGCUGGGGAACCCCUCGACUCCCCAGCCAGCAUCCCCCGACGUGGGCAGCUGCCACUCCCACUCGGAGCUGUCCCACACCCACUCCCCGCGCAGUCCCAUCAGCCCCGAACUGCUCUCUGCCCCCCUCACGCCCCUGUCCCGCGACUCCAUGCGGCUUCUGUCCAGCGAGGACACGCGCUGCUCCACGCCCGAGGCCGGCCUCGACGAGCAGGCCGUGCUGCCCUGGGAGCGGCGCACCUUCCCACUGUCGUACGAUCCCAGGACAGAGUGCGAGGACCAAUCCGACCCCCAAGACCGGUCGUCGCGCUGCACCCGGCGCACAUCGGGCAGUAAAUCCUCCCGGGAGACCGAUGGCACUUCUGCUUUGCCCAACCUGGCCAGCCUCAAGAGCCGAACCCCCCUGGCGACACCCUCCUCCUCUUCCUCCGCAGCAGUUCAGCGGCCAGCGCACAGAUAGAGACAUACGGGAAGACAUGAGCAAAACCAACACACAGAACUAACUCUUGGCAUUAAAGCUUCCAAAAUCUGCGUUUGAUAUUCAAACAUCCUGCCGGGAAUUUUCACAGUUUUUAGUGAAUUUAAGGAGUUUAGAAACUGUUUUUUGUUUUUGUUUUUUUUCCAUGUUUCCUUGUCACACAAAUGAGAGCCCCCAGAUUCCUCCCAGCGGAGUGAAGCCUCGGGAGGGGAGCAGCCCACCAGUCCCCCUCCCUCUUUCCUCCCCUCCCCUCUUAGGUGUAUAAAACUAGAGCACAGGAUUUAGCUGACUAGCGGACUUCGGGGAUAGUUUUUCUCAAGCAAAAGGGUGUCUUUUUCUCUUAACCCGCUCCCCCUCCCUGAAAGGUUUUAGUGGAGUGAAAUUAGUGGUGAAAAAGUGAUGUCUUGGGAUUGCAACCUUCACUAGCUGUCUGUCUGUCCUCACGUGCAGCGUGCCCACCCUGCAGUGCCACCCUCCGGCGCUGCCCUACCACAGGUUGUGGUUCCAGGUGUCCCGGGGCGGUGACAGCCCCCGACCCCCCCUCUGCCCCUGGCUGCCCCCCACCGCUUCCUUCCUUCUCCUGGUCCCGGAGCAGCCGCCGGCUGUGCCGAGCCCUGGCCGCUGCCUCAGCCGGGGAAAAGGAAGGACCCUUUUAGCCGCUUGACGCACAGCUCCGCGUGGGAGGAGAGGGAUUUCAGGCACAGCCCUGUUCACACCUCGCGUUGUUACCCGGGGUGGAAGGUGGGGAGGGGAGAGCCCCCCGCGUGGUGCGGCCGGGUGCUGCGAGUAGAGGCAGGACGCGCCAUGCACUUACGGACUCCCUUUGGGGAUGUGGUCGCUGGCCGAGGCCAGCAGCAGCUCUCGGCUGGGAGAUGCGGGUCUGUGGCUGUCGCUAUGAGCUCUGCCUUUGUGUCCCCUGCAGGGUUGGGAAGGUUGGGUCAGGGCAGCUCUGGGCUGCGGCCCUGAGGAGCCGCCGAGAGCUGCGGGUCGAGGGAGCGUCCCAUGGCAGGAGCGGGGCUGGGCAAGUCUGGGUUGCAAGGCCGAGGCGCUGGGAUGGUUCCUUUCGGUGGGUUUGGUCUCAGAGAGAAGGGGAAAAAAGAGAGGGAAGAGCGGCGCUUUAUCGGGUGGGUGGGCAGCUCCCGCCGGCGCUGACGUGCUGGGAGGGAUGGGGAUCCGUCACCACUGCUUCGCUCCACUUCCAUGCACGGUCCGAGAAAGGUGUCAAUUCUGUUUCAUUUCUGAGUCUGGUCUGACACGCCACCUCCUGACAGGUAUUUUAUUUUGGAACCAACUUCGCUGUUGUUCCUCCCGUCCCUCCCUCCCCGGCCCUUUGCACCCGCAGCGACUCCCGGAUCCCGCACACCGUUCCCAUCUGUAACGCUUUCUGAUCCCGACGGUGUGGCUAUUGGUCCCUGUCCUGUUGCUAGCAUUGUGCCUGUCUUAUGUAUAA
Messenger RNA from Cygnus olor (mute swan), 5618 nucleotides. It is a transcript of the gene KANSL1, whose product is annotated as KAT8 regulatory NSL complex subunit 1. Bases 446 to 4150 code for a protein of 1234 amino acids. Lineage: Eukaryota; Metazoa; Chordata; Aves; Anseriformes; Anatidae. Gene Ontology annotation, cellular component: NSL complex. The transcript has 15 exons. Gene Ontology annotation, molecular function: histone acetyltransferase binding. The record is from RefSeq and is a predicted model, not a curated record.